CAACAUGGAGGUUACAGCUCUCUGCAUUAGACUGUUGAUGCUUGGAUUCACUCAAAUUGUUUCAGAUGCAGCUUUUCUUUCUACCAGUCCAAACAAACUGCAACACUUUGAAUAUGACUCUGUCACUUUUAAAUGUGAUGGGACUAGUGGUUCCACUCGAUUGAGAGGAACCAGGAAUUAUGAGGAAUUUAAACCGGUAUGUGAUAUUAAGAAGACACCAUCAGGGUCUUCAUGCACCAUUGAUAAAAUCUAUCAAGCAGACAGUGGAGAAUACUGGUGUGAGACUGAAGGAGUGAGAAGCAACACAGUCAACAUCUCUGUCACUGCUGGUUCAGUGAUCCUGGAGAGUCCUGUCCUUCCUGUGAUGGAAGGAGAAACUGUGACUCUGCGCUGCAGAAACAAGACCUCAUCCACCAACCUUCCAGCUGAUUUCUAUAAAGGAGGCCACCUCAUGAACAGUUCUGGAGAAGAGAUGACCAUUGAGAAUGUUUCCAAGUCUGAUGAAGGACUCUACAAGUGCAGAAUAUCUGGAGCUGGAGAAUCAGCAGAGAGCUGGCUGGCUGUCAGAGCAAAAAACACUUCUACCAUCCCUCAAUCACCUAAUAACCCCCCUCGUGCCCUCAUCCUGCUGUGGAUCACUGUCACUGUUUUCAUGGUGGCGUUGGUGCUGCUGUUGGUGGGAUUCCUUCAUAUGAGGAGACACAAAGCUUCCUCAAAGACACCAGCAGCAGCCUCACACUCAGGUGAGGUGUUGUAG
This is a messenger RNA of Perca fluviatilis (European perch), 757 nucleotides long. Its product is annotated as low affinity immunoglobulin gamma Fc region receptor II-c-like. Lineage: Eukaryota; Metazoa; Chordata; Actinopteri; Perciformes; Percidae. Bases 5 to 757 code for a protein of 250 amino acids. The transcript is spliced from 6 exons. Gene Ontology annotation, biological process: cell surface receptor signaling pathway. Gene Ontology annotation, molecular function: transmembrane signaling receptor activity. The record is from RefSeq and is a predicted model, not a curated record.